AUGACACUGAAGGAAGCUGUCAACUUUGCCAACUCUCCUGAAGGAAAGUCUAAAGGCGCGCGCUUUAACCGUUUCGGAACUCCUAAAGAAGCGAUGGACUUUUUUGAUUCUGGCGAAUAUCGAAGUCCUCCUCCACAGCCUGCAACGCCAACUUUGAUGUCAGAACCAACCAUUCCUCAUCCGUCAGUUAGUCGUAUUGAUAUGAACAAGCUCAAGAGGGCCAUUGAAAAAGAAUCGGUUCAGGCAGUAUGUGAGCUCGUCGAUUCAAAUCCCCGAUUUCUUGUUAACACGAACGGUGACAUAGCAGCUAUAGUUAUGGAAGGAUUCCGAUUUAACGCUUUACAUAUAGCUGCUCGACACGGAAAAAGCGAUGUAGUGGAAAAAGUCCUCGAACUCGUAAGCAACAUCGAUUUCCUCGCAGAUCUCUAUGGCACAUCUAAAGAGGAUGCACAGUUUCGUGCAAACAAUAUCAUGGCUUCCUAUUUGAAUACUCCUGAUAAGGGCAACUGUGAAACACCGCUCCAUCUUGCUUCGAAGUUUGGACAUGUAGACGUUGUUAGAGUAUUAGUGAAUCAGCCACUCUUGGAAAAGCACCUCCUGAACAAUGAGGGUAAAACAGCGCUUGAAAUCGCAUGUGGAAGGUACUCUGGAGAGGAUAAGAAGAGGCGAAAGGACGAGAUAGAAUUGCUGCUUGGAGGCUUCUUUGUUGCCGUCUACCGCUCACCCGACAACAGCGUACCGGCCAAAAUUGUAGCUUCCGAAACGUUUCCAAAGUUAACUCUUCCGCUCGAUAUCGAAGGACCGUGUUCCCCUUUGAUGUCAGCGCUUAAACUGACAGGAUAUGCUGGACCUUUCGGCUCGAAGGAAAAGGCUGCACAGUUCCUUACUAGUUGGGCUGGUUCAGAAAAACACGUCAAGCUAUCAGAUGUGGAUAAGGGAUACGAACGCGUCGGUCGCGAGUUAAGCACGAAAUUUAAUGUAAAAUGGGCGGAGUCAUGGUGUUUCAUAGAUCAGUUUGUCGAUCUAAGGACGGAAGAAGGUCUCGAUGCUUUGAACUCCUAUCUGGGUCGAAUGAAGCAAAAGGACUCCUUACUGCCGGCGGAUGAUCUUCGAAAACGAUUGGUAUUCGAUGAUGAGGAUGAUCAACCACGAUGUCUUACUCCUAGCGAAGACGGCUUUUUAGACGACGAUGAUGAUAAAUUUGAGGAUGCUGCAGAGUCAGUAGAUGAAAUCGAUAACACAGUUCUCAACGAUUCGCUUGCUAGUCUGUCGGCACGAUUGAGUUUAUUAACACUACACUCACCAGGUGACGUAGUGGUAGAAGAUAGUCUAAGGUAA
This is a messenger RNA of Haemonchus placei, 1338 nucleotides long. The record is from the annotation of a GenBank genome assembly. NCBI's taxonomy places the organism in Eukaryota, Metazoa, Nematoda, Chromadorea, Rhabditida, Trichostrongylidae.